Molecule: messenger RNA, 441 nt
Organism: Closterium sp. Naga37s-1
Lineage: Eukaryota; Viridiplantae; Streptophyta; Zygnematophyceae; Desmidiales; Closteriaceae
Source: the annotation of a GenBank genome assembly
AUGGCAAGGGGAGAGGCGCAGUUGCCGGCAGAGGGGCGAGUGACGGCGGAGAAUGGGGAAGGCGCGGAGGUGGGAGGUGAGGAAGCGAGAGACGGAGGCGGAGGCGCGGGAGUGCAUGCACGGACGCGGCAGGACGACGUGGCGAUGGGCGGAGGGGCGGGGAGCGGCAUGAUGAGCAGAGGGGCAGGGAGCAGCAUGAUGGGCGGAGGGGCGGGGAGCAGCAUGGUGGGCGGAGGGGCGGGGAGCGGCAUGAUGGGCGGAGGGGCGGGGAGCAGCAUAAUGGGCGGAGGGGCGUGGAGCGUGGGAGAUGUUUCUUUGGAGCAGCUGAUGGGUGUUAUCCGAUGGUGCUUGAAGUGCGCCGUGGAGGUUGGGGUGACACAGGAUUGGUGGAGAGGCCUGGGGAGAUGGAGGAGAGAAAGAGAGAGGAAGAUGGGAAGGUAG